This is a messenger RNA of Megalopta genalis, 756 nucleotides long. The record is from RefSeq and is a predicted model, not a curated record. Lineage: Eukaryota; Metazoa; Arthropoda; Insecta; Hymenoptera; Halictidae.
AUGGUACCAUCAUUGGUUGUUCAUUGCAUCAAUGAAGUGGAAUUACGAGGAAUGAGUGAACCAGGGUUAUAUAGGGUAAAUGGUGGUACAACAGAAGUAAAAUGUCUGAAAGAAAAGUUCCUGAAGAGAAAAGGUGCUCCCAACCUUUCUGAGGUAUACAAAUUUGAAGCUAACAAAUAUAAGGCAAAGCAUUUAUUACUAUCUCUUAUCACCAGGUGUUUACGGGAACCAUUAAUUACUGUAAGAUUAUGGGCGGACUUUGUUCGCGCCACUACUAUUAGCGAUAAACAGGAUGCCGAUGCUGCUUUAUAUCAGGCGAUUUCAGAAUUACCACAGCUUAACAGAAAUACUCUCGCUUUCUUAACGUUACACUUACAAAGACUAUCAGGCAGCCCUGAAUGUAAAAUGCCUAUAAGAAAUCUGGCCAAAGUUUUUGGACCCAUACUAGUGGGUUAUAGUUGCCAAAACCUAUCGCCAGCUUCUUUGUUCACAGAAACCAGAAAUCAAGUUACGGUAGUUGAAAAUCUGUUGAAAAUCCCUUCAGAUUAUUGGGCAAAUUUUGUCAAUCCUGAAAAUUUAAGUAAUCUUGUUACUCAUAAGACAGCCGAGCUAAGAUAUACACCACCUAAAGAAUUUUUACUCAAACGUAGUACUUCUCGCUGCUUCUUUAAUACUCCUCUUACUUCUGGUCGAACUCUUAUGAGGAAAAAUAGAAAAAAAUACUUUGCAACACCUCCCUCUAGAGCAGGUUUUUAA